CUCAGACCACAGCUUACACCAACUCUCUUUUGUUGCACCCAAUGGCUCAUAGCAUUUUCUUCUCUCUUGCACUUUGCUUCCUUGUCUUGUGCCAUUGGUCUGUGGCCCAACAGCAGCAGCAACAGCAGCAGCCUUCGCAGCGCAGGUUCCGCCAACAGAGCGAGUGCCUAAUCCCGAGCAUGAGCGCGCUCGAACCCAACAGGCGGAUCGAGGCCGAAGCUGGUGUGACCGAGUACUGGGAUGAGAACCACGACCAGUUUGAUUGCGCUGGUGUCGCUGCUACUCGCCAUACUAUCCAGCCCAGAGGCCUUCUCUUGCCUUCUUUCGCCAAUGCACCACGUCUAAUCUACAUCGUCCAAGGCUUAGGUAUAACCGGUGCAAUCUUCCCUGGAUGCCCUGAGUCAUUCCAGAGCGUCCAACAGUCCCAACAAUCUGAAGAGAGCCGGAGCCAGCGAUUCAGGGACCAACAUCAGAAAAUCCGACACUUCCGAGAAGGAGACAUCGUGGCAUUGCCAGCUGGCGUGGCCCAUUGGUGCUACAAUGACGGCGAGACACCUGUUGUUGCUGUCUCUGUCUUGGAUACCAGCAGCUUCGCCAACCAGCUCGAUCAGAAUCUCAGGAGAUUCCACAUAGCUGGGACCGAGCUAUACGAGCAGCAACAGGAGAGCGAAUCGCUGCGGUCCAGACGCCAGGAGCAGGGUAGGAAACAAAACAUCUUUAGCGGCUUCGACGUGAAUACGUUGGCAGAGGCCUUCGGCGUGAGCAGAGAGACGGCGAGAAAGCUCCAGAACGAGGAUGACCAGAGGGGCAAUAUCGUCAACGUCGAAAAUGGGCUGCAGGUGGUGAGGCCACCAAGGAGAGAAGAGGAUGAAGAACAACAGCAAAGGAGUUUGAACGGCUUGGAAGAGACCGUUUGCAGCUCCAGACUGAUGGAGAACAUUGCGGACCCCACCCGUGCUGACGUAUACAACCCACAAGGUGGCCGCAUCAGCAGUCUCAAUAGCCAGAAGCUACCCGUCCUCAACUUUAUCCAAUUGAGUGCUGAAAGAGGAGUUCUUUACAGGAACGCGCUCAUGGCACCUCACUGGAACCUGAACGCCCACAGCGUGGUGUAUGCCACCCGGGGCAACGGUCGGAUCCAGAUCGUAGGCAACCACGGGCGGGCUGUCUUCGAUAGCGAGCUCCGAGAGGGUCAGAUGGUGGUCAUCCCGCAGGCGUUUGCUGUUGUGAAGCAGGCCGGUAAUGAAGGGUUUGAGUGGGUGGCCUUCAAGACCAACGAUAAUGCUAUGACUAGCCCGAUCGUUGGGAAGGCGUCGGCCAUCCGCGCCAUGCCGGAGGAUGUACUGAUGAAUUCGUUCAGGAUCUCUAGGGAGGAAGCGAGGAGGUUGAAGUACAACAGGGGGCAAGAGACUGUGGUGUUCGCACCAAGCUCUAGGACCCAAGGAAGAGCUGCUGCAUGAAGAGUUUGAGACGGGACGGGUCUCCUAAAGUCUUACUAUCUAUAUAAGUUUAUUACGGUUUUAUCUUCUUUAGUCAGAAAAUAAAGGUUUGAGUACGUGCAUGUGCAUGGAGGCUGGCUGUAAAAGAGGUACUAUCACUCUAUAAAUAAAGGUUUGAGUACGUGCAUGUUCAUGGAGGCUGGCUGUAAAAGUGGUGUUAUCACUCUAUAAAUAUAAUAUAUAUCCUUUCCUUUUUAAGUUAA
Messenger RNA from Magnolia sinica, 1702 nucleotides. Its product is annotated as cocosin 1-like. The coding region runs from base 42 to 1460 and encodes 472 amino acids. The transcript is spliced from 4 exons. Gene Ontology annotation, molecular function: nutrient reservoir activity. The record is from RefSeq and is a predicted model, not a curated record. NCBI's taxonomy places the organism in Eukaryota, Viridiplantae, Streptophyta, Magnoliopsida, Magnoliales, Magnoliaceae.